GCAUGCAUGAGCAUGAGACGUGUUAUUAGUGUUUUGUUUCCAUUUGUACAAAAUCUAACUACUCAAAAUUCCACUUUAAUGGCCGUAAUAAUUUUUCUCAAAAUAAAAUCCACCUUGUAGUUAUUGAGAACAGGCAAGAAUUCUAGUAUUCACUCCCCUAUAAAUUCCAGAGCUUCACUGGUAGUCGAAGGCUGUGAAACCCAUACAGAAGAGAAGAGGAAAAAUGGCAGCAGCGGAAGGAGUAUGUCUUCAUCAUAUAGCUAGGGAAACAUCAGACCUGAAACGCCUAGCUAAAUUCUAUCAGGAGAUCUUAGGAUUUGAGGUGAUUGAAAGCCCUAAAUUUAGUGAGUUUGAGGUGGUUUGGCUGAGGCUUCCCCCUGCUUUCUCUCUGCAUCUCAUCGAGAGGAACCCAGAAUCAAGGCUCCCAGAAGGACCUUAUAGCACCCCAGAGCCGAUCGCUAACCCCAAAAAUCUCCCAAGAGGGCAUCAUAUCUGUUUUGCCGUCUCCAACUUUGAUUCCUUCGUUCAAACCCUCAAGGAAAAAGGAGUUGAAGUCUUUCAGAAGACCCAGCCAGAUGGGAAAACAAAGCAAGUAUUCUUUUUUGAUCCGGAUGGUAAUGGUUUGGAAGUUGGAAGCUGGGAAGCUCCAAAAAUGUGAGGCUGAACCUGUAUAUUUGAUACCUGCCAUCAAGAACACAAUUGUGUAGAUGAAACUAUUGACUUUCUAUGUAGACAAACUGGUUGUAAUUGGCUUUCCUAUGUGAACUUAUGUAUACUUCUAAUGAUUUUGAUCUGCUUUUUGUGGAUGUGUCUAUCCAUCCACUGUAACCAAUUAAACCCGCACUAAUGGGUAAUAUAUGAUUGUGAUCCAAGCUGAGGCAGGGGAAA
Messenger RNA from Macadamia integrifolia, 888 nucleotides. RefSeq lists its product as uncharacterized. The coding region runs from base 224 to 658 and encodes 144 amino acids. The transcript has 4 exons. Lineage: Eukaryota; Viridiplantae; Streptophyta; Magnoliopsida; Proteales; Proteaceae. The record is from RefSeq and is a predicted model, not a curated record.